This is a messenger RNA of Cydia strobilella, 3132 nucleotides long. It is a transcript of the gene msl-3, whose product is annotated as protein male-specific lethal-3. Bases 277 to 1908 code for a protein of 543 amino acids. Gene Ontology annotation, biological process: chromatin organization; regulation of DNA-templated transcription. Gene Ontology annotation, cellular component: MSL complex; nucleus; NuA4 histone acetyltransferase complex. The transcript has 13 exons. NCBI's taxonomy places the organism in Eukaryota, Metazoa, Arthropoda, Insecta, Lepidoptera, Tortricidae. The record is from RefSeq and is a predicted model, not a curated record.
AGAAACAUUAGAAACAAACAAUAACACUACCGGACGAGGUGACGCCCGAUUAAAUCUUAAAAAAAUUGCUUUUAUUUCGUUUUGGCGUCGUAAUAUUACAUAGUUUUAGCCUGAAACUAUCACAAUAAAACGUAUAAAAUAUAAAACACGUUUUAUUACCGUUAAUAUUAAAAUUUUGAGGUAUAGUUAGAUAUUCGUCACCGAGCGCGGGAGUAUCAAACUAAAAUAAUCACACGGGCUCACAUUAAUUCAACUCUGGCUUCUAGUGAAACAAAAAUGGUGUCUACAAGAGGAGUACGUUACAAAUUCACUGAGGGUGAACGUGUUUUAUGUUAUGAACCAGAUCCCACAAAAGCUAAAGUCCUGUACGAUUCAAAGGUAUUAGAAGUGAUAGAAAGCAAGGACAAGCGGGGUAGGAGAUCAGUGGAAUAUCUGAUACAUUUUCAAGGCUGGAAUUCCUCAUGGGACCGAUGUGUGAGCGAGGAUUUUGUGUUAAAGGACACAGAAGAAAACCGGCAGCUACAACGAGAUCUUGCUGACAAGUCACAAUUGCAACUUGGCGCGUACUUGUACCGGCGCGAGCGCAAGAAGGGCAGCGGCGCGGGCCCGGCCAAGCGCGCGCGCCACGGCUUCAGCGACGACGGCUCCUCGUCCAGCACGCAGCCCGACGACGGAUCGACGUGUGACACGGACUCGUCCAUGGGCUCGGGCUGCAGCAGCCCGCACUCGCCGCCGCCGCACCAGGGCCGCGCGCACAUCACGCUGCCCUCCGCGCUCAGAGACCGCCUGACGUUCGACUACCACCUGGUGGUGAAGCGGGGCCGGCUGUCGCGGCUGCCGGCGACGCCGAGCGCGGCGCAGGUGCUGGAGUCGUUCGUCAAGUGGUUCGCGCGCGCCGGCGCCUGGCAUCCGCAGCGCCCGAGACACGAGCCCCCCAUGAAGCCCGACUUGCGCGACGUCUCCUGCAGAUUGAACCUGGUGCGCGAGGUGGCGGACGGACUGCGCGUGUACUUCGACUUCGUGCUGCGCGCGCAGCUGCUGUACAAGCAGGAGCGACAGCAGUACCACGAGGUGUGCGGACAGUUCCUGCACGAAGAUGAGACAGAGGAGGAGGAGCUGAAAUCCGAGGUGGAGGAAGAAGAAGGCGCGUGUGAGGAGACGGCGGCGGCGGCCGAGGGCGCGGAGAAGGAGGAGCCGGAGGACAUCAAGAGCCCGAAGAUACCCGAGUACUCGCACUUGCCGCCCGACCCUACCGAGGCGGACCCUGCACCCGCAGCAGCAGAAGAGCAAUCCAACAAUCACGACGAGCCAGCGGGCGCUAGUGAGGAAGCCAACAAUACCAACAACGCGACCAAUAACAAGGAGCCCGCCAAGAGCGAGCCGAGCGCCGACGAGGCCGACGGCAAGCGCGAGGCGCGCCCCGCCACGCGCAGCGGCAACGUCAACCGCCGGUUGCGGUCGCACAAGUCGGCGGUGUCCCAAUCGGAGAACGAGGAGCCCGCGCCCUGCACGUCCACGGGCGAACAGCGCGCGUUCGAGACUCUCUCAUCCAGCGUGGACAGCAGCGGGUCGUCGCUGAGCGAGUGCUGGGCGCGUUCGGCGCAGGCGCAGGAGCCCGCCGCGCCGCCGACGAGGACGCCGCUGUCUCUGCUGCUCGAGAAGGUAGCCAAAUGGCAGAUAAUCCCUCGAGAGGGCACAGAGCAUCUCCCGUGCCGGGUCUACGGCGCCAUACAUCUUGCUAGACUCUUUGUGAAAUUACCGGACUUCUUAAAUGCAACGCAGAUGCCAGAUUUCAAAUUGAAACUCAUCCUAAAGCAUAUUGAUAUGUUUGUCCAGUACUUGGACGAGCACAGUGAAUGGUUCGGAGAGAUGUACUACAUAGCGGACAACGUGUCGCGGUCACAUUGAACAUACCUAAGUACUUUCAUCGAAAUAAUUACAUAGUUGCAACUUCUAAAUAUUUAGAUUAUAAACUGGUACCUAGCUUCUUUUAUUUUAAGAAGUUCUGUUGAUGUAUGUAGGAUAUUUUUUUUACAUUUUACCCUUUAUAGGGCAGCGGUCUCAAAAAAGACCAGCCUAUAACAUCAUGCUUUUUUAUUUUUUUCCUUUUUAAAAGGGUUAAUAAAGCAGAUUCAAUUCAUAUGUAAUGUGGUUUACUAAUUAUUAGAGAUGGGCCGAAUUUGGAAUUUUCCGAAUACGAAUAUUCGGUUCAGCUUCAGGUCAUACCGAACCGAAUAUUCGGUUGGGCUAAAACUGCCUAAAACAAGUUCAUACAGGUCCGCGACCUGCACUCCGCACGUGUUUUGACCUCUCCCCUGACCGCACCCGCACCAGCUAGCGGAUUCCCUUAAAGAAGAAUUUGUUUCAUCGGUAAACAUUCGGCAGUUCGAACUGAAGUAUUCGGCAGAAUACGAACAUAAAAAAAUAUGCCGAAUACCGAAUAAUUACCAAAUAUUCGGCCCAUCUCUACUAAUUAUGAAUUCUUGAGUUCAAGAGAAAUUACAUUAUAAAGACUGCCUAUGUCCCACCCAUGUUACAUAAAAAUCGGUAUCCAAAAUUGUUGUUUCAGAGCAUAGUUACAUAAGGUGACAAGCGAGUUUACAGUCCCUUUCUUGAUAACCUAAGUUAUUAGCUCUGGGUUUAAAUUUUCUAGUCUUCCACGUAAUUCGAUAUUUAUACUCUGGCAAACCCACUUUGUCAGUAGAAAAGGCGCCAAAUCUCAAAUUCAAGGUCAACCCUUCGCGCUUACUUUUUUAAAUUUGCCUUUUUCAAUUGAAGGAAAUGGCUUGCCAAACUAUAUCUAUAUAUGAUAAUAAUUUCUGUUGGUCACCAAUUAAUCAUCAGCAAAGCUUUAAGAUGUUUAAGACAAGUGUUUUAUCAAUGAUUUCGCAAUCAUAGAUUAUUUUUAUCUUUGUGAUUUGACUUUAGGGUCAACAAUUAUUACACUUAUUUUUGUUGUGUAACAGAUUUAUGUGCCUUUUAUAUUUGGUGAAUGACAAAGCAGUAUGCAAUUAUGUAUCGCAAUUGUAAUACCGUAGACAUAAAGUUAUCGAUUCUAAGAGUUGUAACUGUAAGAAUUUUUUUUUUGUGACAAAUCAUUAUUUUGUUUACCUCUAGUUAAUAUAAAUAUUA